Molecule: messenger RNA, 1773 nt
Organism: Chenopodium quinoa (quinoa)
Lineage: Eukaryota; Viridiplantae; Streptophyta; Magnoliopsida; Caryophyllales; Amaranthaceae
Exons: 3
Coding region: 363-1253 (296 amino acids)
Molecular function (GO): phosphoglycerate dehydrogenase activity
Source: RefSeq, a predicted model, not a curated record
AAUUUAUUUUUUUCAGACAUAAAAUAUUUAUUUACACAAAAUUAAAAACAACAAAUAUAACAACCAAAUUACCAAAUUCAGGAUCUGGGCACUUUCUAUCCAAUUCCCUCUUUAACUGUUUCAUUGAAAAACCCUAACUCUUAAAAUAUCAAUUGCCAAAAAAUACUUCAAUUGCGCGCAAAUACAAGUCAAUUGAAGAGUGGUUAGAGCUCAGGAAGCACCCAAAUCCUUGAUAUUUUUGCCUACAGGCUUCCUAUGUUUUCACAAAUUUCAUCUUCUCUUUAUGGUGUAUCUCUAGUCAUUUCAUCCAACAUCCUUGAAGGAUUUCAAAUAGCAAGAAGGAUAGUACCUCUCUAGUUUUAAUGGAUGUGACUGUGAAUGGCAAUGGGUUCUUGGGAAACAAUGGUCACUUGACUUCGAGACACUCGCCCCGUCUAUCUUGGCUUGAUUUAAGAGUCUUUUAUGUGAGAAUUAGCAAGUGUGAAAUUGAUGAUUCGACCCCUGAGAACCUCACUUUGAACCAUAUCCCAUUGGAUCCCAACACCCUUCUUGAAGUAAAUGGAGUAAGAGCUAGUAUAUAUUCUGAUGGAGUAUCAACUCUUCUCCGAAGGGAUCGACUUGAUAAGAAAUCUGAAGAGGCUACAUAUGUGAGCACAGACAGUAUUAGAAUAACAGGUAGCGUGAAGUUUGAGGUACUUGAUAGGGAUGCUCCUGUCCUUUCUGGGUAUUUGAAUAAGUGUGAGAGCAAUGGUUAUAUUGAUGGUAGUGAAUCUGAUCAUGUAUCUCGGAUGUGGAGUAUGAAUUGUGAAACGAAUGCAACAGUGGGUACUGGCUUUUUAAAAGGGAAACAGUUAAUUGGAUCUGAAUUAGCUUUACCGACCAUAGAAGUGUAUGUUGCUGGAUGUUUCUUGGGGACACCUAUAAUGUUAACUAAAAGUUUGCAUCUUAAUUCUCGGAGGAAGCAAGUAAGAAUGGCAAUGCUAAAUUCAAUUCCUGAGAAUGACUCAACUGAAAGCGAGAAAGAGUCUCCACCCCGACUUCCUGUGCAGGUGGAAAAUGAAGGAUACAGCAACUAUUAUCCAGGUACCGAGUAUUUUGAAGGCGAAGAUGGUGAACUCUCAUUUUUCAAUGCAGGAGUAAGGGUUGGUGUUGGAAUUGGCCUUAGUGUCUGCCUUGGAAUUGGAAUAGGCGUUGGUUUGCUGGUUAAAACCUACCAAGGAACAACACGCACUUUCAGAAGACGGUUCUUCUGAUCUAUGACCCCCCGAUGCUCAGUGAUAGCUGUUCUCUCACUUGCCCUUUCUUCGAAUUGCUGUGAAAUUAUGCUUUAGAUUGUGCAGCAAGUAGUGUGUCUGCUUUGACAAUACAUGGUAAAUCGUGAACCAAGAACUUGCAUACAAAAGACCACCCGCUUUGAGUGCUCUAAGCUUGCGGCUCAGCUAACGAAACACUAUUUGGUUUGGAUAGGUGUGUUAGCUUGUUUCAUCGUGUAACACUUAAAAUGCAUAGUUAUCUUAUAAGACGCAAGUUUUUCAGUUGCUCAAGAAUGUCAAUUGCUGACAAGUUUUGUUGAUGAGAUUGGAAAUGUGUAAAAUUCCAUGGACAUGUUUUUUGAGUUGUAGAUUUCUUAGUUGUGUGUAUAUUAUGGUUCAGAAUUAUCAGUUUCUACAGAACUACUUACUCCUAAAACAGUCUUGUUAUCCUUUGUAUUAUUUGCAUCUUCUGGGGUUUUUCAGCUCGGAUAUCAAUUCACAAUUCAUGUUUGCUGGUUCA